UACAUGCUCUCUGUUUGGGUUUUCAAUUCCUUCGAUAGAUCGAUGCCCUUUCAGUUUUCUUCUGUUUCGAAUUAUUGUCCUAGAGAAAAUAGGAAAUUUUCGCACUUGAAUUGCGUUUUUCUGAUCUUCGUCGUCUUCCCUCGCGAUCAGGUAUAAUUAGUUGCUGGGUUGGUUGUCUCUUGAGCUGUUGACCAGUUGGAGAAGCUUCAGUUCAGAGACAAAAAUGGUGUCGGCGAACAGAGAGAUGGCGGUUUACUGUUUUGACACUUUGGUCUCUCACUACAACAGCGAAGAGACUCCUCCCCCUGUCUUUGACGAGGCCCAUCAUCCAUUGUUUGUCACCUGGAAGAAAAUAGUGAAUGGCGGAGAACCUCGAUUGCGUGGAUGCAUUGGUACAUUGGAAGCUCGUCACUUAAUUAGUGGCUUCAAAGAUUACGCCUUGACCAGUGCCCUGAGGGAUCGUAGGUUCCCACCUAUACAACCUAAAGAAUUGCCAUUUCUGGAAUGCACGGUUUCGGUUCUGACUGACUAUGAAAUUGCAGAAGGUUAUCAUGAUUGGGAGGUUGGAAAGCAUGGGAUAAUCAUUGAAUUCACUGAUCCUGAGCAUAAUACAAGGCGAAAUGGAACAUAUUUGCCUGAGGUACCGGCUCAUGAAGGCUGGACAAAGGUAGAGGCGAUAAAUUCGCUGAUGCGUAAAGCGGGUUACAACGGUCACAUAACGGAGUCCCUGCGCAGGUGUAUCCACCUGACCCGUUACCAGAGUACGGUGUUCACCAUGCAUUUUAGUGAAUACGUCUCGUACGUGAAGGCGACGAGGGGCAGCGUCCCGGCUAUUAACGGGACUAAGCCCACCGUCCUCUGAUUCUACAACGAUGGGAAACUGCAGUCGAAGGACGGAUUUGAUUUGAUUCUAUUUCUGUCCCAACUUUUUUUUUUUUUUAUAACUGACUCGAAUCGGUCUGCUUACUAUAACCUUCCUUCGGAAUCAAAAUAUUGAUUCUGAAUGGAGGAGGCCUUGGUGAAUUGGCGCCUCAACUUGGAAAUGGUAACAUUAAGUAAUUUUAUCAAAAGAUCCCACUUUGAUC
Molecule: messenger RNA, 1085 nt
Organism: Tarenaya hassleriana
Lineage: Eukaryota; Viridiplantae; Streptophyta; Magnoliopsida; Brassicales; Cleomaceae
Exons: 6
Coding region: 224-862 (212 amino acids)
Source: RefSeq, a predicted model, not a curated record